This is a messenger RNA of Trichosporon asahii var. asahii CBS 2479, 720 nucleotides long. RefSeq lists its product as uncharacterized. Bases 1 to 720 code for a protein of 239 amino acids. The transcript is spliced from 2 exons. The record is from RefSeq and is a predicted model, not a curated record. NCBI's taxonomy places the organism in Eukaryota, Fungi, Basidiomycota, Tremellomycetes, Trichosporonales, Trichosporonaceae.
AUGAAGAGCCGUGGAAUGCACGUGCAGCGCGCCCACCCAACCGCCGCGCUGCACACGUGUGCGCUCGGUUGCGGCUUCGAGUCUGACAACUCGAAGACCAAUCUCAACCACGAGGAGAAGGCGCAUGUCGACGGCCCCGAUGCCGUGAUCUGCCGCAUCUGCGAGAUCAUCUACACAAACUCACGCAUGCUCACCAACCACCUUAAACGUGAGCACGGCAUCGAGGAGCCAUGGGCCUGCGUGGAGUGCCCGUACCGCAGCGGAGACAUGACGAGCCUGAAGAACCACGUCUGCAACGUACACGAGCCUACUCCUGACGCCAGGUGCGGUAUCUGCGGCUGCAAGGGACACGGGCGGCUGGAAGCCACUCGACGACGCACCCAAGCGCCUGGUGGCCUGGUGGGGCGGGCAGGGGACCCCCCCGUUGUCCAGGUCGUCGACGAUGGAACGGGCAACCUGCAGAUCUCGCAAGCCCUCAUCUCGCCGGCGGGACGUGUGAGCUCGACCGCCCCUCGCGACCUCGCUGUUCAUAUCAAAACCAUCACAGCGAAUGGCCAAGUGAAACUGAGCCCGGCGACGCCGUUCUCCCAAAUGUCGACGGCCAUCAAGCUCGCCGACAACCCGCAGUACAAGCUCUCCACCAAGGCCGGCGAGACCAAUCCCAAACAGCUAUUCUUCGUAUCUUACGCGCCUGACCGACUGACAGAAAUUUGUCAGUAA